AUGGCCUGCUGUGCCAAUUUCACUCUUUUCUUAAUCUCAUUCCUUUCCAUCGGCGUUAUUGUUGCCGGGGCUUCAUUCACAAUCUACUUCAUAGUUCAUUAUAAAAUCAAAGAAAUCACAGAUAAUAACACAAUUUUAAUUUACAUCAUUAUCAUUCUUGUUGCUUCAGCUUUCAUUCUUGUAUUCGCCAUUUAUGCAUCGAUUGCCAACGCUCGUUGCCCAUCUUUCAUCCUUGGCUUCAUUCUCUUAGUCUACGCUGCUGCUGUUAUUGGCGCAAUUGUCCUCUAUAUCAUGUUCAAUUCCAAGGUUUGGGAUACAAUGCGUGAGAACUGGAAAAAGUACGAAGGAAAGAAUGAUACUGCAAUUGGUAAAGCCAUUGAAGAAAUUGAAGGUGUUCUUCACUGCAAGCACUGGGAUGAUAGCAAUGGCUCCUGCAAGACAUUAAUCGAAGACAAAGUCAAGAAGUUUGCCAUUGCCAUCUACGUUGUCUUCGGCUUAAUUGCUCUUCUUCUCUUGUUCGCCUCAGGCCUUGCAUUCUAUAAGGUUUGCAGAUCUGAUUCUACUAUCAGCAAUGAUAGUAAGGCUCCAAUGGAGCAGCCAUUAUCUUAUGGCUGGUAA
Messenger RNA from Trichomonas vaginalis G3, 618 nucleotides. RefSeq lists its product as uncharacterized. The coding region runs from base 1 to 618 and encodes 205 amino acids. The transcript has a single exon. Lineage: Eukaryota; Parabasalia; Trichomonadida; Trichomonadidae. The record is from RefSeq and is a predicted model, not a curated record.